Molecule: messenger RNA, 1099 nt
Organism: Paramecium sonneborni
Lineage: Eukaryota; Ciliophora; Oligohymenophorea; Peniculida; Parameciidae
Source: the annotation of a GenBank genome assembly
AUGGAAGCAUAUUAAUUUUUGGACAAUAUAGGAAAAGGAUCAUUUGCAAAAGUAUAUAAAGUUCUAAGGAAAACAGAUUAAAAGAUAUUUGUUGCUAAAGAGAUGGAAUAUGGUAGGAUGAGUGAGAAAGAGAAAUAACAAUUAGUAAUUUUAAAUUUAAAUUUCAAAAUAGGUAAACGAAGUUAAUAUUUUAAGAGAACUCAAACAUCCAAAUAUAAUAAAAUACUAUGAUCGCAUUGUUGAUAAAUAGACAUAAAAGCUAUAUAUAAUAAUGGAACAUUGUGAAGGAGGUGAUUUGGCUUAAUUUUUAAAGAAAUUAAGAAAGGAUAAAGAAUAUUUACCAGAAGAGUCAGUUUGGAAAAUAUUCUCUUAAAUAGUUUAGGCUUUAUGUGAAAUACAUAAAAGACAAAAUAAAAUAUUACAUAGAGACAUAAAGCCAGCAAAUAUAUUUUUAGAUAAAACUGUAAAGUUAGGAGAUUUUGGUUUGGCAAGAAUGUUAAAUAUAAAUAGUGAGUUUGCUCAUACUUAAGUAGGGACUCCAUAUUAUAUGAGUCCAGAAUUAAUAGAAGAUCAUAAAUAUAAUGAGAAAUCUGAUAUUUGGGCUUGUGGUUGUUUAUUGUAUGAAAUGUGUUCAUUAUAACCACCAUUUUAAGCCUAAAAUUAUUUAGCAUUAGCUAUGAAAAUCAAAUAAGCAUAAUAUGAGAAUAUUCCAUAAUAAUAUACAGCUGAGAUGAAACGUGUAAUAAGUUGGUGUUUGAGUGUGAAUUAAGAUUAGAGACCAAGUGUAGAUGAUCUAUUGAAUUUACCUAGAAUUUCUAUUCGUUUGAGAGAAAAAAGAUUAAAAGAAAACUCAUAAUUACUUUAAUAAAGAGAAGAGGAUUUAAAAAAAAAAUAGUAAUACUUAAACGAAUAUGAAUAAAAAUUAAAAGAAUUAGAUUCUCAAAAAAAUAAAGAAAAUAUUUCAAAUUGGUAAAAAGGUUAUAAAAAGAGUAAUGAUCGAUCAGAAAAUUCUUUAACUACAGAAUAAGACUCUGAUUAUAAAGAAUCUACAUUAGAAAAAUUGAUGUAAUGUAGAAGAUCAUUUUAAUUCAAAUAAUGA